This is a messenger RNA of Entrophospora candida, 944 nucleotides long. The record is from the annotation of a GenBank genome assembly. NCBI's taxonomy places the organism in Eukaryota, Fungi, Glomeromycota, Glomeromycetes, Entrophosporales, Entrophosporaceae.
CAGAUGAAGAUGGACCCAUUCUGAAAAAAUCUCACAUAAUUCACUAUACACUAGAUUACAAGGCAUCUACACUUGCCAUUAAUUCUAGCAUCUUUCAAUACUUCCCUGUCAAUGCACUGAGCAAUUUUGGUGUGCUUUGUGCUGAUCCUGAAUAUGCAUAUUUUGACAGAACUCAAUACAUAUCAACACUCAGCUAUUUCAAAGAUCCAGUUAUGCUUUUCCUGCGACCGUGCCGGUUUGGCAAAUCACUGACUCUCAGAGAAAGUAAUAAUACAAUAAUGAGAAGGGAGGAGUCUUCUGGUGCUCAUAUUUUAAAGAAAAGAAAGGUAAAGGGUGGUUCUAAGAAGUCAAGUUGGAUAUGGAACUUAAUGGAAGAAACUGAAAUUGUAAAGGAUGGAGAAAAAUCUAAAGGAGUUAUUUGUCGAGUUAACAUCUCUGAAGUUUCUGAUAUUAUUGUUCAUUGUAAUGUUGUAGUACGUGGUAGUGAAUCUACAUCUAACUAUAUUACACACUUACUAUCUGCUCAUGGUAUAACAAAAGAAAAUUUCCAAAAUAAAUUGAACAAUCAGUUUAAAGACACUUCUAAAACAAUCACUAAAAUGUUUGAAAAUCACCAACCACAUACAAGCCAAAAACAAGAACAACUUGAAAAGGCCUUGAUCCUUGAUUUACAAUUCCACAAUCAAAAAAAAAAUAAGCAAGGUUACCUAGGAAUAACAUGUGCUUGGGUAGAUCCAGAUUUUAAUUUAAAUGAAAAGUUGUUAGCUCUAAAAUAUAUUCCAUCACCUCAUACUUCACCAGCUAUUAGUCAAAAAUUAAUUGAUAUUUUUAGUGAAUUUGAUAUAAAUGAUAAAAUUAUUUCUAUCACAACAGACAAUGGAAGAAAUAUGGUCUCUGCUUUUAAAGUGAGUUUUAAUUUUUAUUACAAGUUUAUUAUAGAAUGA